This is a messenger RNA of Prunus dulcis (almond), 3061 nucleotides long. RefSeq names its product disease resistance RPP13-like protein 4. Bases 619 to 2763 code for a protein of 714 amino acids. The record is from RefSeq and is a predicted model, not a curated record. NCBI's taxonomy places the organism in Eukaryota, Viridiplantae, Streptophyta, Magnoliopsida, Rosales, Rosaceae. The transcript has 2 exons.
CCCAUGGUUCUCCCCAUUUCAGUCUCAUAUGGUUGGCCUUCUCAUUAGUUAGAGGUCAAAAAUGGCUUCCUCCCUGGAUCACUCACGUGAAUCGUGAAGAAGUGUAUAUGACUCGACCACCAGGUUCCGUUGACCCUAAUCGUACAUCCUCAUAUAUUUGUAAACUCCACAAAGAGAUUUACAGCUUAAAGCAAGCACCAUGUGCAUGGUUUCACCGCUUUAGCUCUUUCAUCAUCACCUAUGGUUUUCUUGAAAGCAAGCCCGAUGCUUCCAGGUUCACCUUUCACCGAGAUUCUCAAGUUAUGAUUCUUCUCAUAUACGUUGAUGCGAUAUUCAUCUCACAGGUAACACGCCUUCUCUGGUUCAUUCCUCUACUCACACAUGGGUGAAGGAGUUUUGAAAUUAAAGAUCUUCCACAAAGUGAUGCAUAUCUUCUGUAUGAUAUUUCCAUGAUUGUCCUUUAAAGUUGAUGUACAUCUUCCUCCCCAAGUAUCCAUUCAUCCAGUCAUUGGUGAAGGCCCCCACCAGUCCUAAGCCCCACAUGAAAAGCAGCCUCAACAAAGAGGGAGUAAAACUCACUCUCUCAGCAAAGAAUUGAUGCUUUCGUACUUUUAAAGCAUGUCUGCGUCUACUCUCAAAUCCAACAAAAACUGCUUUGGGAACAUCAGAGGAGACAUCAUUCCCACUCUGAUUAACCACCUCAACAAAGCCAGAGACUCCCUCUCCGACGAUGAGAAGGACAUGGCUACUCAAAUCGAAAUGCUAUGCAAAGACCUCACUUACAUUAAGCACGCUUUGACCGGACUCGAGAAUUUUGAAGAAAGGGCUAGUGAUCUUUUCGAGAUUCUCCUAAAACCGCAACACAGUCUCGAUGCCCCAACACAGACUCCCAUCCAUGAGUCCAAAUUUCUGGAGGAGAAGCUUCGGGUGCACAGUAAGGUAAUCAUGAAACUAAAACUCCUAAUUCCGUCUCCUCACAAAUUGCUGUUGAACAAGGACAACCCUUUGGUUCUGGCCGACAUUGGCAAAGAGCCUGAUAGCCUGCCUGACUUACAUUUAAGUAAGGUGUUUAAGGAUAGCCCGGCUCUUAAAGAAUUUCGGGUUGUUUAUAAUAGUCUUAGUGUUAUUACAAAGCUCUGUUUGUUAUGUUUCGCUGCUAUUCCUGCCAAUGAGGCUAUAAAGAAGAGGGUUUUGGUACAUUGGUGGGUUGGAGAAGGGUUUGUGAACCCUCCUGUUGAUGGAGAAAAGACAGUGGAGGAAAUUGCUGAUGGUAUAUCUCAAGAGUUAACCAAGAAGGGCUGCAUUGAACCUGUUUAUAAGAAACGGAGAUCGGUUGUGCACAGUUUUAAAAUGCACCAUCUUAUUCGUUCUGCUGUAAUUGUGAUUGCCAAAGAGGUGAGAUUCUUUAAUUUUGAUGAUAAAGGGAAUCCCACAGCCAAUUUUUCAUCGCAUUCUUAUCGGGCUUGUUUGGUUUAUCGGGUGAAGGGCUCUCGUCAUCUGAUGGAGAAGAUGGCAAAUAAACCACAUGAUUUGGAUCAAAAUAUGGCAAAUAGACCACAUGAUUUAGAUCAAAAUAUGGAAAAUAGACCACAUGAUUUAGAUUCAAAAAUGCUGCAGACCGUAUUCAAUGUGAAUGAGUCUUAUCCAGAUUUUUCCAAUGUGCUGCAGACCGUAUUCAAUGUGAAUGAGUCUUAUCCAGAUUUUUCCAAUGUGGACUGGUCUAAGUUGAGGAAUCUGAAGGUUCUUCAUCUUGGAAGGUGGCACAGUAGGGCUAAGCAUCACAUUGAAGUAGAAGACAUUGAAUUCUUAAGAGAGUUGAUCCAUUUGAGAAUUUUAAGUCUGCAAGGAAUAUCUAUGAUUAUGAAACUUCCUGAUUCAGUAUGCAAGCUUCUUAGUUUGAGGAUCUUGGAUCUUGGAGCAUGUCCGAAUUUAGAGCUACUUCCAGAGACAAUAGGCUCACUUAAGAAUCUCACACACUUGGAUAUGUCUGAGUGUUACUUGCUGGAGCGCAUGCCUAAGGGGAUUGCCUUCCUUUCAGAACUCCAAGUUCUUAAAGGAUUCGUAGUUGGUGUUCAUGAUAAGAAUGUUACUUCAUGUACUUUUCAUGAUUUGUCAGCACUGAAGAAGUUGAGGAAAUUGUCAAUCCACACAAGUAGGGCGGAUUUUCCCCUAGAAGAUGAGCUCAUUGUUUUACAACAAUUUGGACGGCUUCGAAAGCUAACGAUAGAAUGGGGACGGUUAUACCCCCCAGCCACCACUCAGGAUAAAGGCCAGCCAGAUAAUGUUGCUGCUCAACCCACGACAACAAGCACUAAACACAAUGCUGCACCACAGACAGCAACACAACCAACUAUCACAAAAAAUCAUUUGUUCAGUAAACUGCCAGCAUUCAGAAGGGCGCUUAGGUCGACUGCUACCUUGGCGCUUAGGUCGACUGUUACCUUGAAUCAGGAAUUCGAUCUAGAGAAACUGGACCUGCAGUGCUACCCUCAGAAGACAGCACCCAGUUGGUUGAGACCUGGAUAUCUUAAGAGCCUAAAGAAACUCUACAUUAGAGGUGGGCAACUCCGAAAUCUUGGUGAAGUUCAGGAGAACGACAAGUGGGCAGUUGAGACACUGCGAUUGAAGUUCUUGAGUGAACUAGAGAUGGAUUGGAAAGAAAUCCCAAUUUCAUUUCCUGACUUGAUUUACUUGGAGAAAUUUAGAUGUCCUAGGCUCACUUUCUUCCCAUGCGAUGAGAGUGGAGUAUGGCUGAAGCCCUGAAAUGGAACAAUGGAAUCAAAGCUACGGGAAAUCUUGGUAUGAUGCAUUCACACCAUUCAGCUCAAGUGAUCACAAUAUUGAACAAGGUUUAUCUAAUAAUAUACACUAAUUUUGUUGGCAAGAUAUCCUAGUCAUAUUAGGAUAUUUCUUUCUUAUUCUAUUAGGAUUUUAUUUAUUUCCUUUUUGUAUAGAUAUUAUGUAAUUGGGUUUUGUCUUAUUUCCUAGUAUAACCCUAUUAGGGUUUGUAACCUUGUAUUAUAAAUACGUCCUUUCAGAGAAUGAAAUAUAUCUGAAAAUA